Messenger RNA from Solanum stenotomum, 766 nucleotides. RefSeq names its product ethylene-responsive transcription factor ERF109-like. The transcript is spliced from 3 exons. Gene Ontology annotation, biological process: regulation of DNA-templated transcription; ethylene-activated signaling pathway. The record is from RefSeq and is a predicted model, not a curated record. Bases 38 to 766 code for a protein of 242 amino acids. Gene Ontology annotation, molecular function: DNA-binding transcription factor activity; DNA binding. NCBI's taxonomy places the organism in Eukaryota, Viridiplantae, Streptophyta, Magnoliopsida, Solanales, Solanaceae.
CAAAGUUUUCUCUGCUUUUUUCUUUCAAAUUUCAACGAUGCAGAGGUCAACCAAGAGACAUAAUCAAGAACAAACAGCUUCAAUGAACAAACAAGCCAAAUUUAGUGAUGAACAAGAGUUUUCAAUCAUCGACGUUGCUGCUUUAACCAAUGUGAUUACAGGUACUACUCAUACUUCCGCCAGUGCCACAAUUUCAUUACCUUGUACGAGCAUGUCCUACUAUUCUAUUGAGCCGCCCCUGUUUCAUGUACCGGCAGAACCAGAGCGUUGUCAAUUCUGCAAAAUAAAUGGUUGUUUAGGCUGCAACUAUUUUGGAACUGCUGUUGGCGAUAACAACAACAAGACAUCAAAGAUUAAUGUUGCAAAGAUGAUGAAGAAGAAGAAGAAGAAGAAGAAGAAUUACAGAGGAGUAAGACAGAGACCAUGGGGAAAAUGGGUUGCGGAAAUUAGAGAUCCAAGAAGAGCAGCCAGAGUAUGGCUUGGAACAUUUACUACAGCAGAGGAUGCAGCUAGAGCUUAUGACAGAGCAGCUAUUGAAUUUAGAGGUCCAAGAGCUAAGCUUAAUUUCUCAUUUACAGAUUAUACAUCAAUUCAACAACACAACAAUAUUACUACACCCCUGCAAGUGCAACAACAACAACAACAGGGAACUAAUACAGAAGAACAAUUCUGGGAUCAAUUGAUGAUGAGCGACAAUGAAAUUCAAGAUUACUUUAAUGGAGAAUCUUUUAAUUCUGCUAAUGGCUAUAUUGCUCAUAGCUUCUGA